CUCACCACACCACGCGCUCUCUCUCUCUGCUCUUUCGUUCCCUAAGUCUUUAUUCUUUAUUCUUUUUAUUUCGUCGCUCAAGGUUCUGGUAAUCCAUGGCGUCAAAAGCGGCUCACAAACGGCUCACCAAAGAGUACCUGGCAAUGCAGAAAUCAGCUCCUCCGUUCGUCUGGGCAUCUCCAGACGAGAAGAAUAUAUUGAACUGGCAUUACAUCCUUCGAGGACCACCGGACAGCCCCUAUCACGGUGGGGAGUACUAUGGACUACUUACCUUUCCCUCCGACUAUCCCUUCAAGCCUCCAGGUAUCAAGAUGUUUACCCCGAGCGGACGAUUCCAGCCGGACAAGAAGAUCUGUACGAGCAUGAGCGAUUAUCAUCCGGGAACGUGGAACCCUGCCUGGAGUGUGGCUACGAUUCUCACUGGUCUGUUGUCGUUCAUGCUGUCGGAUGAGAUCACCACAGGGUCGAUCACUACCACGGAUCUGGAUAAGAAGAUGUUCGCGAAGAAGAGUCACGAGUUCAAUAGGGCGAACAAGAAGUUCAGGGAGCUUUUCCCAGAUUUUUCGGAGGAAGCGAUGAAGGACCUACCGAACAUGGGUGAAGUGCCUAAGAGUCAAGAAACGAAAGAUGCUGUCGCUUCUGCCGAGACGAGCACGUCUGUUUCUCCGGCCGUUGCGCCACAAGACACGACCGCAAGUACCAAGGUCCCCGUGCCGCAACCGGGUGCAGGGACAGUAAUAGCCAGAGGUGCUGAGCAUGCGCCGGUGCCCGGUGGCGCUAUUUGAUCGUCAUUGCGCUUGCGGUCCUCGUCAGUCGCAUGUUGUCCAAGUAGCUGCGCAAGAGUAGAGCUCAGACAUGCAUGUUGUCGCUGUUACUGGGCAUUUUGUGCCUUGACAGGCUUCCGAACUUCAAUUCCUUAACACUCCCCUACCUCACUUCUGUACGCGUACACAUCAUUCAAGGCCUUGUAACUUUUACAGCUUCAUCACUUCUACGGAUAAUGUACCGGAUGCUGAC
Dacryopinax primogenitus is the source of this 1017-nucleotide messenger RNA. Its product is annotated as UBC-like protein. The transcript is spliced from 8 exons. Lineage: Eukaryota; Fungi; Basidiomycota; Dacrymycetes; Dacrymycetales; Dacrymycetaceae. Bases 96 to 785 code for a protein of 229 amino acids. The record is from RefSeq and is a predicted model, not a curated record.